GAAAGCACCUCCUCCACCCUUUCCAAAAAUGCCCCGGAAGUGCCUCCGCCCUCAGUAAAGAUGGCUGUAGUACUUUGCAUGAGGGAGGCGGGGCCGCGCCUGCGCAACAAGUUCGGCGGGGAAGAUGGCGGAUGACAAGGAUUCUCUGCCUAAGCUUAAGGACCUGGCAUUUCUCAAGAACCAGUUGGAACGCCUGCAGCAGCGUGUGGAAGACGAAGUCAACAGUGGUGUGGGCCAGGAUGGCUCGCUCUUGUCCUCCCCAUUCCUCAAGGGCUUCUUAGCCGGCUAUGUGGUGGCCAAACUGAGGGCAUCAGCAGUAUUGGGCUUUGCUGUGGGUACCUGCACUGGCAUCUACGCAGCUCAGGCAUAUGCUGUGCCUAAUGUGGAGAAGACGUUGAGGGACUAUCUUCGGUCGUUGCGCAAGGGGCCCGACUAGCUCUGGAUCCCAUGGGGGAGGAAGGAUGAGCAUCUUGGGCCUGCAGGUAGAGGCCUUUCAACCACAGACACCAUAUCUGGCUUCCCCAGCUAUCACCCUUUUGCUGUCUUCAACUUUUCCACAGUCUUCAUCCUUGCUCUCCUUCUUGCAAAAGGUGAACAGUGGCUUAUCAGCCAAUAAUCUGGACGCCCCUCCUUAACCCCAUGAGACUGGCCCCAAGACUGUGGCUUUUAGGGCCACCGGCCCCUUCCUAUUCCAGCCCUGACUGUGGAGUUUGCAGCUGACUCUGAUUUUCAGUAUUCUCUCUAGCAAUGUACCACGGCUCUUCCCUCCUGCGAGCCGGCUCC
This is a messenger RNA of Herpailurus yagouaroundi (jaguarundi), 783 nucleotides long. RefSeq names its product SLC35A4 upstream open reading frame protein (gene SURMIR). NCBI's taxonomy places the organism in Eukaryota, Metazoa, Chordata, Mammalia, Carnivora, Felidae. The transcript has 3 exons. The record is from RefSeq and is a predicted model, not a curated record. Bases 125 to 436 code for a protein of 103 amino acids.